CACAGUUAUCACAACAGGAAGAAGAAAAGAGACUAAAAUGGUCCCUAAAGGUUUAAAUUACUGUUUUUGUCGAUGGAGUCUGGUGAUUUUGACGAGCGCAUCGUUGGGGAACUGGCGCUGGCUGCCCCGUUGGGACGGGCCGUGUGCAACAAGGCAAAGGUGUGAAACUGUUGGCGCUUACACUCGCUCAGCAGAAUCGAUGGUUGCAGCUAAAAACGAGCAGCUGCUUUUUCCACCCGUGAAACUAACAAGCCGAUGUUUCAACGAUGAAUUCAAACGGAGAGCAAAUGGUCAGCUAAGAUGGAAAGAACAUGUUUUACAUUAAAGGAGCACUUCUGAAGGCCUUCGCGACAUUUCCCGCAGUGAUGUUAAUGUUGAGCUCCGAUCCCAACUGAUCUUUAUCGGCUGCUCAAACCUGUGAUGACGCCAGUAAGGUGCUGUGAUUGAUCGUCAGUCCUCUGCUGUAAAUCAUCUUUCCUCUCUUCUUUGGCAGUUUGGACUCCAUGGUGAUGUGUGUUAUUACUCAGCCGCCGUGGUCACUCCCACCUGCUCCCCCCUCCUCCCCCGCAGCACUUAUAACCCGCCGACCGCCUGAAAAUACAAGCAGAAAGCUGAAAAAUCACUCGGAGGCUCCUUCGUAUCUGACAGAGCCACACCGGAGGACGGAGACUGUCCUGCGUUUGACUGUCAGAGGACAGAAUUGUGCGCUGAGCUGGUGUUGUCUCCGUCGGUCUGCUGCCACAGCGACAGCCUCCAUCAGCACAGUGAAGACGCGGACUCUGAGGACGUCCUCCCAGGUCUCCUGUGAAAGGUAACAGUCUGCAGCAAACAUGGGGUGCUUCGGAUUUCUCAAAGUCAUGAUGUUUGUCUUCAAUGGCAUCAUCUUUCUGGCAGGUGCUGCCAUCCUGGGCGUUGGGAUCUGGGUGAAGGUGGACAGCGGCUCCGUCCUCAGUGUUCUCGGGAAAAUAGAAAACGCUCCGGCCGAGCUCAGUCAGGUGCUCAAUGUGGGCUACCUGCUGAUCGCGAUCGGAGCGCUCCUGCUCAUCAUCGGCUUUCUGGGCUGCUGUGGAGCCAUCAGAGAGAGCACGUGCAUGCUGCUGCUGUUUUUCAUCAUCAUCCUGGUGGUCUUCAUCGCGGAGGUUGCAGGAGCGAUCGUGAUCUUGGUUUUCAGACCCUUGGCAGACGAGUUAAUUACCAAGGUCGGCGUGGCAGCAAGUCAGAACAUCAAAAACGACUUUGGGAAAAAUCCUGACAUCACAGGACUGUGGAAUACGACGAUGACCACGUUAGACUGUUGUGGAUUCUACAACGCCUCAGACUUCACGGACUCUCCAUAUUAUGAAGACCACGGCAAGCGGUACCCACCUCAGUGCUGUGAGGGUACCAGUAACCCGUGUAAUCAGACAGUGGCAGACAGAGUCACGAUCCCCGGGUGCUUCCCAAAGAUCAAGCAGCUGAUUGAUGACAACACGGUGGGGAUUGCAGCUGUGGCCCUGGGAAUCGCAGUCCUGGAGAUAUGUGCCAUGGUUGUCUCCAUGAUCCUUUACUGCAGAAUAAAGAGCAGAGAGGACUAACUGCAGAAGGAAAAAGCCUCAGACGGAUGAUUCGGAUCACUGGAGCCUUUGGAGGUACUUCCUGUAUAGCCUCUGGAGGAGAAAGGACGAUGCUCUCUGUCUCGCUAAAAUCGUCAAAGACAGUUCAUGUCAGAUCUUGUGCAAUCAUAAUUACAGAAUAACAAAUCUAUUUUUACUACAUUUAAAUCUGUCUAAUAGAUGCCGCAUAUGAAUGUACAUGAUCUUUUUCUCAAGAACACUACACUCAGUAAAACACAGCCUUCAGCAGAGAUUAUUUUAAAUGUCGCGCAGUGCUACCGUCUGGGACACACGGCCAGCUGAUGAGGAGUCACACGACAUCCGUGCUCUGCACAUAGACUGUAUAUCGAAAUAUAUCUUUAUUACAGUCUGAGGUUCAGUGUGAUAAUGAAACAAAGGCUGCUGCGCUGGACUCCAGGAGAAACACUGUGAAUGUCGUUGCCAUGACGCAGCUUUUAAAAAAAAAAAGCAACAGAAAUGCUACAUUAUUUGUGUGUAUGUUGUAUGGUGAUCAAUUUUGAAUUAAAGUGAAAAGUAUUUGUAGGCCCUGGUGAG
Plectropomus leopardus (leopard coralgrouper) is the source of this 2147-nucleotide messenger RNA. The record is from RefSeq and is a predicted model, not a curated record. Lineage: Eukaryota; Metazoa; Chordata; Actinopteri; Perciformes; Serranidae.